AUGCUUAUAGUCAAUAAGUUGUGUGAUUCUAUUGUACCUCUGGCUAAGCAAGCUUCCAUCACCGUCACCUGGGCACCGGAAUAUGGCUCAGCGUUUCCUCAGGGAUUGGCAUUGCUCACUCUACCACUCAGUUUACCCACACCAGGAGAAAUACCCCUUGGUGUUUUGCAACCCGGUUCCUAUCUGGUCGUGGCUCAUCCUCCCUCUACACGCGGAAAUAUCCAAAUGGAAUUGAUUGUUGAGACCUUCCUAGAUCCCACAGAACGGGUACAGACACUAUCCGAAGGUCACCUAUCCUGGCAUUACCCUACUCCGGUAGAAAUUAAAAGAAACAUUCCACAUCCUUCAGUCGGUUCUGGGCUGUCUGCAUUUCAUCGUAUCCGGUUCCCACGAUCUGAAUUUCUCUUCGGUCCAUCGUUCCCCGCUCCUCGGUUGACCGUGGCUGCUAUACACUGCUCGGAAAACACGGGUGAUCGAGGCUUAGUCGCAUUCCAUGCGCCGUGGGCAAACUAUUUUCGUCACACAUUUGCCAGUCGUAAUUCUUCGGCAGUGUUGGACUUGGAUGUCCCAACUACACAACCGAACGGUCCACCUGACGAAACUCUGUUCGUCGAUCUCCUGUUAAAGCCACACUGCACGUACCGGAUAUCCUUGCAGCUCUCCUUAUUCCAAUGGAUAGGAAAAGUUAGUGGUUAA
This is a messenger RNA of Echinostoma caproni, 696 nucleotides long. Lineage: Eukaryota; Metazoa; Platyhelminthes; Trematoda; Plagiorchiida; Echinostomatidae. The record is from the annotation of a GenBank genome assembly.